GCCAAAUAUUAAUAUUCAGCUCAUUCGUUCAUUAGUUCCUUCUUAGUAGUGUAAUAUACACUUGAAGUGUACAUAUCAGUGCUAAUUUGUUAUGCUCAUCGUCAUCUCUAUAUCAUUCUUGAAGAGCUCUCUCUGAAUAGUGCUUCAUUUACUCACUCAUUUAUUAGAAGCUGCCAACUUUCUGCUUUAAAUAAGCAAACAUAUAUCAGACACUUGGGGAAAGAACGAGCAAUUUUAGCUAAUUAUUAUUAAGACCAGGAGACUAAUGAAUGCACAUGAUGAUUAAUAGCAUGAUUAAGCAGGGGGAGACAAGGAUAAUACAUGAUAUUUAGUGAUCGGGACUGAGGAGAAGCUGACAGAAAAAGGAGAACGGGGGAUCAUAAUGGAGCUGCGUAGAGCUAAGGAUGGUGUUAAAAAGAAUCAGAAAGUUGGAUUGUAUAAGCUGCUUUUCUUAUAUGCUGAUAGAAGAGAUGUGGUUCUGAUGAUUAUUGGAAGCAUAGGAGCCAUUGCAAAUGGGGCUUCACAACCAAUUAGCACUCUUGCAUUUUCACAGCUUGUUAACUCCUUGGGCAACCCUAGUCGAACUCAGCUGCUCCACCAAGUUUCUAAGGUUGCUCUUAAGAUUUUAUUCGUGGCUAUUGGUGGAGGGAUUGCUGGAUUUUUACAGGUGUGUUGUUGGAUGGUGGCCGGUGAACGGCAAUCGAGUCGAAUAAGAGCAUUGUACUUAAAAUCGCUAUUAAGGCAAGAAAUCGCUUUUUUUGACACCAAAACCACCACCGGGGAGGUGAUGAGCACUAUUUCUGGAGAUAACAUUCUCAUUCACGAGGCCAUGGGAGAAAAAGUUGGCAAGUUCAUCGAAUUUGCAUCCACCUUCAUUUCAGGAUUCAUUAUUGCAUUUGCCAGAGGCUGGUUUCUGUCCAUAGUUUUGCUGUCGUGGGUUCCGGCAAUUGCCAUCAUUGGAGGAUUCUUGGCAUUGUUAACAUCGAAGAUAUCGGCCAGUGGACAAGUAGCUUAUGCAGAAGCCGGAAAUGUAGUAGAUCAAGCGCUGGGAGCUAUUAGGACUGUCGCAUCAUUCUCUGGAGAGACAGAAGCUAUUGAAAAGUACAACAACAAGCUGCAAAUUGCUUAUGAAGCUACUGUGCGACAAGGGCUGGCUACUGGGGUUGGGCUUGGUUUGAUGUUGUUUACUGCAUUCGCGAGCUAUGGCUUUGCCUUUUGGUAUGGAUCAAGACUUAUCAUAGAUCAAGGGUAUAAUGGAGGAGACGUGGUGAACGUCAUUCUUGCCAUCAUGGUUGCUGGAUCGUCGAUGGCCCAAAUGUCACCAUGCCUCAAUUCAUUUUCGGCAGCGCAAGCUGCAGCUUAUGAGAUGUUUGAGGCGAUCAGCCGUCAAUCUCUGAUUGAUCCAUGCGACACAAGUGGAAUUGUAUUGGAAAAUCUUGAGGGUGAAAUCGAAUUCCAGGACAUCUACUUCAGGUAUCCUUCGAGGCCUAAUGUGCAGAUUUUUUCUGGACUUUCGUUACACGUUCAGAAAGGGAAAACACUGGCAUUAGUAGGGCAGAGCGGAAGCGGGAAGUCAACAGUUAUCAGUUUACUGGAGAGAUUUUAUGACCCUGAUGCUGGAAGAGUGAUGAUAGAUGGUAUUGAUUUGAAUAAGUAUCAGUUAAGAUGGAUAAGAGGAAAAAUGGGGCUGGUGAGCCAGGAGCCAGUGUUGUUUUCCACCACCGUGAAGGAAAAUAUACUAUAUGGAAAACCUGAUGCUACUGAUGAGGAGAUAAAAUCUGCAGUAGAGCUUGCUAAUUGUGCAGAAUUUAUUGAUAAGCUAUGCAAUGGGCUUGACACAUUGGUGGGUGAAAAUGGGACACAAUUGUCAGGGGGACAAAAGCAAAGAAUUGCCAUUGCCAGGGCUAUUCUGAAAAACCCAAGAAUUCUUCUUCUGGAUGAAGCAACAAGUGCUUUGGAUGCAGCAUCUGAACGAAACGUACAACUUGCCCUUGAAAAAGUAAUGCCUGAUCGAACAACUAUAGUUGUCGCCCACCGUUUGUCCACUAUAAAAAAUGCUCACCUUAUAGCCGUGCUGCGUGCUGGAAGAUUAGUCGAGCAUGGGACUCACAAAGACUUAAUUCAGAAUCAUGACGGGGCAUAUCACCAGCUUCUUUGCAUGCAAGAGGGAGUUGGCCAAACAGGAAAGAACAGUGGAAACAAUGCAGCAAAAAUAGAUCCAUCCAUCAAAACAGGGGACUCAGUUAUGUCAUCAGGUAGAACAUUAUCAGGAAGAUUUUCAUCAAGCAGAAAAUCACUGAGCAACCAGUUAUCCUCUGUGUUUAUCUUUAGAGAUGAAACUACAGCUAAAGAAAAUGUAGUUGAAAGAAGCCAAACUGAUGUCAAGAAUAACAGGAACUUAUCCAUUAAACGGCUGGCUAGGAUAAAUAAACCUGAGUUGCCAGCUUUGAUCAUCGGUUCCAUAGCUGCAGGAGUACAUGGUGUAGCCUUCCCUGUAUUUGGACUCUUAAUAGCCACAGCCUUUGGAAUCUUCUUUGAAACACCAAAAGAACUAGAGGCAGAUUCCAGGUUCUGGGCAUUAAUGUUUGUAGUGGUUGGUGCCGUAGUUGUGAUUGCUGCUCCUGUUCAGAACUAUAUGUUUGGAGUUGCAGGUGGUAAACUGGUGCAACGCAUCCGCUCCUCGCUCUUUGAAAAUGUGGUUCACCAAGAGAUCAGUUGGUUCGAUAACCCUGCAAACUCAAGUGGUGCAGUAGGUUCAAGGCUGUCUAGCGAUGCUUCAACUUUGCGAAAUCUUGUUGGUGACACGUUAGCAUUAGCCAUGCAAAACAUAGCAACAACGGUAGCUGGUCUGUUGAUAGCCUUCAUGACGAACUGGAAGCUAGCCCUCACUAUCGUAGUUGUCGUGCCACUCAUGCUCAUAGAAGGAUACUUCCGCAUGAAGCUUUCUAAGGAUGGGACUAACAAGGUGAUAUUUGAAGAAGCAAGUCAGGUAGCCAAUGAUGCCGUUCGGGGCAUCAGAACCAUUGCAUCCUUGUCAGCUGAACAUAAAGUGAUGGAGAUGUACCAAAGCAAAAGUAAAGCUCCCACGCAACAAGGCCUUUGGCACGGAAUUGUUGGUGGUGCCGGUUUAGGCUUUGCUAAUUUUGUAUUGUUCUCGAUAUAUGCCUUCUCUUUCUAUGUUGGAGCGGUCCUCACAAACCAGGGGCAGGCAAACUUCAGUGAAGUUUUUAAGGUUUUCUUUGCAUUCCAAAUCUCCUCUAUUGGAAUUGCGCAGAGUAGCAGCCUCCUUACUGAUUUUAACAAGUUCAAGGAGUCGGCUGCUUCUAUAUUUGAGAUUCUCGACAGGAAAUCCCUGAUCGACUCAAGUAGUCGUGAUGGUCUCAUGCUAGAUACACUAAAAGGUGACAUAAAAUUCCAGCAUGUUAGCUUCAAAUACGCCACAAGACCCGAUACUCAAAUUUUCCAGGACCUGAGCUUGUCUAUAUCAUCGGGGAAGACAACUGCUCUUGUGGGACAAAGUGGUAGUGGUAAAUCAACCGUGAUAAAUCUACUACAGAGGUUCUAUGAUCCAGACUCUGGUAACAUAUACUUGGAUGAGAUAGAAAUUCGACAAUUUAAUCUAAGCUGGUUGAGGAGACAAAUGGGAUUGGUGAGCCAGGAGCCAAUACUCUUCAACGAGACAAUCCGAGACAACAUUACCUAUGGCAGCCAAGGAGACGUGAUGGAAGAAGAGAUCAUCGUGGCAGCAAAGGCUGCACAUGCACACAACUUCAUAUCAUCUUUACCCGACGGUUAUGAUACUUACGUAGGGGAGAGAGGGAUUCACUUAUCCGGUGGACAGAAGCAACGCAUAGCGAUUGCCAGGGUGAUUUUAAAGGAUCCAAAGAUCCUUUUGCUGGACGAGGCAACAAGCGCACUGGAUGCCGAGUCGGAACGACUGGUGAUGGAUGCAUUAGACGGAGUUAGAAUCAAUAGAACUACCGUGAUUGUUGCGCACAGGCUGAGUACAGUUAGAGAUGCGGAUACAAUUGCAGUGGUGAAAGAUGGUGUGGUUGCCGAGAAAGGAACACAUGAAGUGCUAAUGGGAAUUGGUGGCAGCAUUUAUGCCAAUUUGGUGAUGCUCAACACAAGCUCAACAUGAGCAUUCCCAAUCCCUUCUCCUAUUUUCACCUAUCCUAUCCCCCACCCCACACCAUAUAUCAGUAACUAAAGAAAUGUGAUUUAUGUGGAGUAUCUGCCUUUACUUUGAGGGUGUGUUGAUUGCAGCCGAGUAAAGCGAAGGCGCUACCAGCCGACCGAGAAAGGCCAAAGUCUUUCUCAUAAUCAGCAUUUUAUAUUAAUA
Molecule: messenger RNA, 4342 nt
Organism: Sesamum indicum (sesame)
Lineage: Eukaryota; Viridiplantae; Streptophyta; Magnoliopsida; Lamiales; Pedaliaceae
Product: ABC transporter B family member 9
Biological process (GO): oligopeptide export from mitochondrion
Cellular component (GO): mitochondrial inner membrane
Molecular function (GO): ABC-type oligopeptide transporter activity; ATP hydrolysis activity; ATP binding
Source: RefSeq, a predicted model, not a curated record